AUGGCCGAAGAACCUUCCCUAGUGCGACAGAACUAUGACAGCUCCUGUGAGGAUGCAGUCAACACCCAUAUCCGGCUGCUGCUCUAUGGUUCCUAUGUGUACCUGUCUAUGGCCUUCUACUUUGACCGUGAUGACGUAGCCCUGGAGAAUUUCAAGCGUUUCUUCCUGAGCAAGUCACACGACUGCAAGGCCGCUGUGGAGAUGUUCGUGUUCCUGCAGAAUAAGCGUGGUGGCCAUGCUUUGCUGCCCAGCAUCGCGAAACCAGACCGCAGCAGUUGGCAGGGGGGCCUCCAGGCCAUGGAAUGCGCCUUCUGCCUGGAGAUGACCAUCAACCAGAGCCUGCUCGACCUGCACGAGCUGGCCAAGGGAAAGGGUGAUUCUCACCUCUGCGGCUUCCUGGAGCAACACUGUCUGGAUGAGCAGGUCCAUGUCCUCAAGAAGAUGGGCGGCUACCUGACCAACCUGCGCCAGAUGGGGGCACCGGAGAAUGGCUUGGCCGAGUACCUCUUUGACAAGCUCAGCCUGGCCUGA
Messenger RNA from Grammomys surdaster, 531 nucleotides. RefSeq names its product ferritin heavy polypeptide-like 17. Gene Ontology annotation, molecular function: ferrous iron binding; ferric iron binding. The transcript has a single exon. Lineage: Eukaryota; Metazoa; Chordata; Mammalia; Rodentia; Muridae. The record is from RefSeq and is a predicted model, not a curated record. Bases 1 to 531 code for a protein of 176 amino acids. Gene Ontology annotation, biological process: intracellular iron ion homeostasis; iron ion transport. Gene Ontology annotation, cellular component: cytoplasm.